Messenger RNA from Bathycoccus prasinos, 267 nucleotides. RefSeq lists its product with no specific name. Bases 1 to 267 code for a protein of 88 amino acids. Lineage: Eukaryota; Viridiplantae; Chlorophyta; Mamiellophyceae; Mamiellales; Bathycoccaceae. The transcript has a single exon. The record is from RefSeq and is a predicted model, not a curated record.
AUGAACCAUUCCCUGCCUGCAUCGACAACAACAACAGUACGCUUGUACGCUUUGACGCAUUUACACACGCACACACCCUAUUACGCUAUUAGAAAUAGAAGUGAGAUGUUUGAUUUAUCACGUUCGUUCUUAGCACAGAUUGCAGCGGAGCAGAAAAAGGUUUGGUUUCUGUACGGAUUUUCAGUUAUGUUUAUAGGAGGAAUAUAUCGUAUUAAAAGGAAUUGGAAGGACACAACGACCAAAAACGGAAGCUUUAUUAUCUAUUGA